Molecule: messenger RNA, 582 nt
Organism: Penicillium atrosanguineum
Lineage: Eukaryota; Fungi; Ascomycota; Eurotiomycetes; Eurotiales; Aspergillaceae
Exons: 3
Coding region: 1-582 (193 amino acids)
Molecular function (GO): protein binding
Source: RefSeq, a predicted model, not a curated record
AUGGAGGGACAACACGCUCCUACUCCCGACCAUGCAAAAUCCAGGGCUCACAGAGGUCUGAUGAGCUUGCCAACGGAGCUUCAUACCCUGAUUGCCUCUUAUUUAUCAUACCCGGACGCUCUGGCACUGAAACAUACCAGCUUCAAGUUCAACUCUCUGGUCUACACCGGCGUUCACUUAAAAGUCGACUGGCUUGUCGAGCGCUUCGAGCGCAAGCUCGAGUGCCCCAUGGAAAAGUGCUCCUUCCGCACAGAUGAACAGUUCUGCAACUGGCGUAUCCGCCGGAUCAUGGAGCGGCGACGAUGGCACCUGGAAUGCCGCCAAGUACCAGGGGGUUGCUGCGUCGUGGAUGGUCAAACGUGUCGCAAGGUCUUGAUACCUUGGCUAAAGAGGUCAGGUCCCCGGAAGGUGACCACGAGGUUGUCACUAUGGGGACGUGAAGCUCUGAUAAUCUGCAUUAUUGCAUUCUUGAUGGAAUUUGCAUGGAAUAUGGUGCAGAGGACCUACGAUGAAGACAAGCGGAGCAACAGCCCACUGACUUACUUCGCAAUGAAGCUCCCCGAUCGGUAUCGAUUCACUUGA